AAGACACUAGCAAGCACAAGAGGACUUUGUACGGCCUGAAGUGCGCCGAGAACAGCUGAUUGGGCGUGCAAAAUUAGCGUUAAGGGCGCGCGUGAUAGGUGCCCGCAGCAACCGCAACGCUUCGCCGCAACGCUGAGACGUACAACACCCGCUGCACCACCAUGAGCACCAGCAGCGCGCCGCCGCCGCCCGAGGUCACGACGGAACCCACAGAGAGCGACAAAGAAAUAGCAAGACUACGAGAAAGAGUCAAGGAGCUCGAAGCGCGGCUCGCGCCGCCCGAUACCGUAACCACUCUCAGCAAUGAACCUCAGUUCUCGAGCAUCGUCCUCUUCGGCGCCGACGGCAACCUCGCCACCAAAAAAACAUUUCCUACACUAUUUGCAUUGUGGCGGAAGAAGUUACUACCGCGCGAUAUCGUUAUAGUAGGCUACGCGCGCGAGGUUAUGAAUACCGAAGAAUUCAGAAAAAAUAUCGUGUAUAAAGCGAUCUACUCGUCGGCGCACGCGCAACGGGAACGUCGUCGAUUCCUGCAGCGCGUGCACUACUGCUCGGGGCAAUUUGAUGAUGCUAAACAUGUGAGAGAGCGGCUCGCGCCAUUGCUUGCGAAGCUCGAACAAAAACAAAUCCUGGGAGACUGCGCGUCCGACGACGAGCCCCUCCAGCACCGAGGAAGCGUCCAGAGCCGCAUGGUGUUUGCCUCGUCGGACGAUUCGGACGAGGACGUUCCCGUACCUGUGAUACCGAGGCAAGAUAGAAGGCGCGUGCGCGUCUACUACAUGGCCGUGCCGCCGUUCCUCUACUCGAGGAUCUGCCGGUCUUUAGCUCAGGGCGGCCUGCGUUCAGAAACGGGCCGAGACCGUUUUGUUCUGGAAAAACCGUUCGGGAAAUGUGCGCAAUCGUGCGCCUCGUUAUGCAGAGAACUCGCAUCGCUGCUAAGGGAGGACGAGGCCUACCGCAUCGACCACUACCUCGGCAAGGAGUUGGUGAUGAACGUGUUAGUUUUGAGAUUUGGCAACGCCAUCUUCGAAGCAGUUUGGAGUCGGCGGUUCGUGGAGCGCGUGGAAAUUUGCUGCCUCGAAGAAGUGGAUUGUAAGGGGCGAGGGGGUUAUUUUGACGCGUAUGGUAUUAUCCGGGACGUGACGCAGAACCAUUUAGCGCAAUUGUUAGCUCUGGUGGCCAUGGAGCAACCGCUCAGUCUCAAGGCGGACGACGUCCGGCGGGAGAAAGUUAGAGCGUUGCGGGCCUGCAAGGUGCUCGAUAGUAGGGAUGUGGUCCGGGGCCAGUACGACGGGUAUGCGGACGAUUCGUCCAUCACAAAUAAAAAAACAACUACGGAGACCUUUGCCGCUUGCAAGCUGUUCGUGGACACGCCGCGCUGGGCGGGCGUCCCGUUCAUCUUGACGGCCGGGAAAGCCUUGCAGGAGAAGAAGGUCGAAGUGAGGAUUGUGUUUCGCGAGGCGCCGUGCCAGGUGCCUGAACUCAGAGGUGCUUGUAGGAAUGAACUUGUGGUAAGGGUCCAACCCGAUGAACGCGUCUACUGGCGCGUCGCGAAUAAAGUGCCCGGUCUCGAAGAGCUCCAAGUGGAGCCCAGAAGGAUGAAUUUGAUGUACACGCAUACCGAAGUGAAGGACAUGCCGGACGCUUAUGAGAGGUUAGUGUUGGAGGUGCUUCGCGGCGAUGCAACGAACUUUGUCUCCGUCGAGGAGUUAGAUGCUUCGUGGGCCGUGUUCAGUCCGGCGUUGCUGGCGCUGGAAGGUACGAAACCGGAACGGUACGCCUAUGGUUCCACGGGGCCGUCGCUCGAGCGGCUCUACGGGUCUCCGAAAAAGGAUCGGGUGGUGAGUAUGGGGGGGUCGGACCGGUGAGGAGGUUGUGUGUGUAAGAUAGCGCGUUUUCGUGAA
Molecule: messenger RNA, 1904 nt
Organism: Pelagomonas calceolata
Lineage: Eukaryota; Pelagophyceae; Pelagomonadales; Pelagomonadaceae
Source: the annotation of a GenBank genome assembly